CUCUUGUGGUGAAGUAAUUUCAGAGAGCGUGUUUGUUCUUUUUAAGCUGGCACUCCCUGAGAGCAGACUCUGUACUCUGUUGUAAAGGGGAAGAGAGGAACUCUUUCACACCAGCUCACAGAACCACAGGUCCGAAGCCACCUGAACUCAUCUCAACAACUACAGCUGCUCCCAACUAAACACUGAACAGCAAUGGCAAACAAAGGUCCCUCCUACGGUCUGAGCCGUGAGGUACAGAGUAAAAUCGAUAAAAAGUAUGACCAGGAUCUGGAAGAGAGGUUGACUGAGUGGAUCAUUGCCCAGUGUGGCACUGGAGUGGGCCAACCUGAGGCAGGCAAGACCGGCUGGCAGAACUGGCUCAAGGACGGAUGUGUGCUGUGUGAACUGAUCAACAGCUUGUCCAGUGGGAACAAGCCCAUCAGGAAGAUCCAGAGCUCAGGCAUGGCCUUCAAACAGAUGGAGCAAAUCUCACAAUUCCUCAAUGCGUCUGAGAAGUAUGGUAUCACCAAGACUGACAUGUUCCAGACAGUUGACCUCUGGGAGGGGAAAGACCUGGCUGCUGUCCAGAGGACCCUGAUGACCCUGGGAAGUCUGGCUGUCACCAGGGACGAUGGGACUUACCGCGGCGACCCCAACUGGUUCCAUAAGAAGUCAGUGGAGAACAAACGCGAGUUCUCAGAGGACCAGCUGAAUGAGGGAAGGAGUGUCAUCGGCCUGCAGAUGGGCACCAACAAGGGGGCAUCUCAGGCUGGCAUGACUGGAUACGGGCGACCUAGGCAGAUCCUGAACAACAACUCCUAAAACAUGACGACGCUCAGUCACCCUACACCUGAGUACGCUCCCUUUCUCAGCCAAUCACUUAAGACUGAAACGCUACGUCUUAACUUGAACAAACAGGAGCGACCUGAACUUCCAAGACCGAACUGGACCAAAGAACUCCUACUCACUGCACAGAUGCACACAAUCAUAAUGAAACAUGGUGACCAAAGAACUCCUACUCACUGCACAGAUGCACACAAUCAUAAUGAAACAUGGUGACCAAAGUCUGUACAAUCAUGUUUUGUUAAAAAUGUUGAACAAUGGACACGGUGACAUAGCAAUGGGAAACGGUCCAUUUAGAUACUGCUUAAACUGCACUCCGUUUGGUAAUGCGUUGGGAGAAGAUGUUGCUAGAAUAUGCUGCGAUAAUGGGAAAGAUGCAGUAAGAUGUCCUUUCCAGAGCUCAGUAUUUUUGUAUCUUAUAUAUUGAUUAUGAAAUAAAGUUCAGUUUAAUUUUAAA
Oncorhynchus nerka (sockeye salmon) is the source of this 1279-nucleotide messenger RNA. Its product is annotated as transgelin-2-like. The coding region runs from base 193 to 801 and encodes 202 amino acids. Gene Ontology annotation, biological process: actin filament organization. Gene Ontology annotation, cellular component: actin cytoskeleton. The transcript has 5 exons. The record is from RefSeq and is a predicted model, not a curated record. Gene Ontology annotation, molecular function: actin filament binding. NCBI's taxonomy places the organism in Eukaryota, Metazoa, Chordata, Actinopteri, Salmoniformes, Salmonidae.